UUCUUAUUCAUUUCCUUUUGACAGGGAAGAUCUCUGGAAAAGGAAAACAAAGAGAAAAGGAAGGAAAACUUGUCAGGGGAUGAUGACAUUUGAUCUAGCACAAUCUGAAAGCUGUAGUUGAUCCCAUUCUUUCUUUAACUGACACCAGACCUCUUAGAGCAAGUGUCCUCAAUACUGGAGGGACAUCGUCAAAACCUCAAGUGAGAUUCUAUUCAUUUGCGCUGCCUCGCAUUUCGCUCGUUUGUCUUUUUUCAUCACUGUUUGAAGUGCUUUUGGUCUUUAAGAUACCAGGAUUUCGAUAACUCGUAUUUUGACUACUUUUUUCUCGGUUUGAAGUAAACAGACACUCUGUCACUGGCAUCAACGCGGACCCAGUACUUUUACCUGUGAUCAGAGAAAACGGAUUUUGGGACACUCACAAACGGAGAGAGGGAGCGCGAUUUUUUCAUGUUUGGGAUUCAGGAGAGCAUCCAGAGGAGUGGGAGUAGUUUGAAAGAGGAACCCAUCGGAUCCGGGAUGAACGCAGUUCGGACAUGGAUGCAGGGAGCCGGGGUGUUGGAUGCAAACACAGCCGCUCAAAGUGGAGUGGGUCUUGCCCGGGCGCACUUUGAGAAGCAACCGCCAUCAAAUCUUCGGAAAUCCAACUUCUUUCACUUCGUUUUGGCUUUAUAUGAUAGACAAGGACAACCUGUGGAAAUCGAAAGAACGUCUUUCAUCGGUUUUGUCGAGAAGGAAAAGGAAUCCACUGGAGAGAAGACCAACAAUGGGAUUCAUUACAGACUGCAACUCCUCUACAGUAAUGGCAUCAGGACAGAGCAGGACUUUUACGUGAGGCUCAUCGACUCCAUGACUAAACAGGCCAUUGUUUAUGAAGGUCAAGACAAGAACCCUGAGAUGUGUCGAGUGUUACUGACACACGAGAUCAUGUGCAGCCGUUGCUGUGAUAAGAAGAGCUGUGGCAACCGCAACGAGACCCCGUCUGACCCCGUCAUCAUCGACAGGUUCUUCCUGAAGUUUUUCCUGAAAUGCAACCAGAACUGUCUGAAGAAUGCUGGAAACCCACGAGACAUGCGGCGCUUCCAGGUGGUGAUGUCUACGACGGUCAGUGUGGACGGUCAUGUCCUGGCAGUCUCGGACAACAUGUUUGUCCACAACAACUCCAAACAUGGCCGGCGCGCCCGUCGGCUGGACCCCUCGGAAGGUACGCCGUCAUACCUGGAGCACGCAGCUGCCCCCUGCAUCAAAGCCAUCAGCCCCAGUGAGGGUUGGACAACAGGGGGUGCUACUGUCAUCAUCAUAGGGGACAACUUCUUUGACGGCCUCCAGGUUAUCUUUGGUACCAUGCUGGUCUGGAGUGAGCUCAUCACGCCCCACGCCAUCCGGGUUCAGACUCCGCCCCGCCACAUCCCAGGGGUGGUAGAGGUGACCCUGUCCUACAAGUCCAAACAGUUCUGUAAAGGCACGCCCGGGCGCUUCAUCUACACAGCCCUGAACGAACCCACCAUCGACUACGGUUUCCAGCGGCUGCAGAAGGUCAUCCCCAGACACCCCGGAGACCCAGAACGCCUUCCAAAGGAGGUGAUUCUGAAGAGGGCAGCCGACCUGGUCGAGGCUCUGUAUGGGAUGCCACACAACAACCAGGAGAUUAUUCUGAAGCGGGCGGCGGACAUAGCAGAGGCCCUUUACAACGUACCUAGGAACCACAACCAGCUCAGCGGGCUGGGGAACAGCUCCGUCCACGCAGGCAUGAUGGGGGUCAACUCCUUCCCUGGCCAGCUGGCCGUCAACGUGUCCGAGUCCUCCCAGGGAGCCAAUCAGGGUGAGGGUCGAUACGGGUGUGGCGCUAUCGUCAUAGAAACCGGUUUCAGUCGGAACACGAGCAGUGUUUCCCCUCAUGGCUACGUGCCCAGCUCCACCCCCCAGCAGAGUAACUACAGCUCCGUUACCACCAGCAUGAACGGCUACGGGAACACUGGGAUGUCCAACCUGGGCGGGUCCCCCGGCUUUCUCAACGGCAGCGCCGCCAACUCCCCCUACGCCAUUGUUCCCUCCAGUCCCACCAUGGCCUCCUCCACCAGCCUUCCCUCUAACUGUAGCAGUUCCUCCGGGAUCUUCUCCUUCUCCCCUGCCAACAUGGUGUCGGCCGUCAAGCAGAAGAGCGCGUUUGCUCCCGUGGUGCGACCCCAGACCUCGCCCCCACCCACGUGCACCGGCACCAACUCCAACGGUCUCCAAGAUCAGUCUUUUGUGGACUCUAGCAAGUACUCUACAGCCAGCUCUCUGCAGGGCCUGGCCUUUUCCUGAAUGAUUCCUGGAAUGAUUGUUCCUCCCAUGUAAGCGGUGUGUGUGUGUGUUUUCGGGGGAAGGACACACGCCCGGUUGGAUCUCAGCGUGUACAUAAGGCUCCGGUUUGAGGCUGGAUCAUCAGUCCUGCAUUGAAGGGACGGAACCCGUUACUCAGGCCCUUUUUAAAAGGAAUCACAUUUGAACAAAAAAAGGAAGAAAAAAGAGAGAAAAAAACUGAGCAUUUGCAACAACUUCUUUGGAAUUUCUACACCGUGUUGACACUUUUUAUGAGUGGAGGCGCCUUUCAGAUUACCCAGAAUGCCCGGUGCCCGUCCAACAAACAUGAGUUUUUAAUUUAUUUUGAAGAGGAUUGACUUUUCCUUUAAAUUAGUACAUUGUUUGUGUUUUACCUUUGUGCAAAAAUAUGUAUUUCUCAUAUUCAAAUUGUAUUAUACAUAAGUGACACUAUUAGAGGGAUUCUUUUUAUUUAUGAAUCUAAAAAAAAUGAUUUUCUUUGUGAAGGAUAAAAAAAACAUGUUGAAAUUGAAUUGCAUAGAACCUCUAUUUGAAUUCAAUUUAUACCGUUGUACUCAUGAAUCAAGACAAGCCAAAACCAGACAUUUCAACAUUUCUUUUGUACAACAGUAUGCUGGAUAGAGACAACCCCCACAUGACCUGACUAACCUUAAGGCACAGAAAGACGCACGCUAACUUCGCAUCGUUGCAGAAACCCUACGCUUUUGAGUUAUUUUGGCCACUGCAAACAGACCCUGCACACAUUUCCCUCCUUCCCAUGCCAAGCCGAGACUGCCAUCCCCACGACUAGUGCUUUCACUCAUCUGCACAGAAAGCGAGUGAUUUAUACAUGAUGACACAUAACCAGCCAUUCACCCCAGGUUGGCUGUGAGCGCAGUCUGGUCAUGUCCAGGCUUCUAGGUGGUGGGUAUAGAUAGAGAGUCUGGAUGCCAACAGCACCAUUACUGUAUGGAUCACUGUGUGUAGAGCUGCUGACCAAGUCCCUUAACUGUACACCAGGGCCCCUGUGUCUCUCUCUCUCUGUCUGUUUCUGUCGCUGUCUCUCUCUCUCUCUCUGUCUCUCUCUCUUUCUCUCUCU
Molecule: messenger RNA, 3400 nt
Organism: Esox lucius (northern pike)
Lineage: Eukaryota; Metazoa; Chordata; Actinopteri; Esociformes; Esocidae
Product: transcription factor COE1-A
Exons: 17
Coding region: 448-2304 (618 amino acids)
Biological process (GO): regulation of transcription by RNA polymerase II
Molecular function (GO): DNA-binding transcription factor activity, RNA polymerase II-specific; RNA polymerase II cis-regulatory region sequence-specific DNA binding
Source: RefSeq, a predicted model, not a curated record